This is a messenger RNA of Fraxinus pennsylvanica, 1485 nucleotides long. Lineage: Eukaryota; Viridiplantae; Streptophyta; Magnoliopsida; Lamiales; Oleaceae. The record is from the annotation of a GenBank genome assembly.
AUGGCGAAACCCGGAUUAUUAUGUCUGGUAAUUAUAGUAUUUUGCAUGCUGUGUUGUUUUAUUAACAUUAAUACUGAAGCAGCUCCUCAAGGUUCAUUAGUCAAAAGUCUUCCGGGAUUCACUGGUAGUUUUCCGUCAAAACACCACGCAGGGUAUGUUACAAUUGAUGAUGAAGAUAAUCAGACUUCGAAAAAUCUAUAUUACUACUUUGUAGUAUCGGAAAAAAAUCCGUCGGUCGAUCCAGUGGUUCUGUGGCUCAACGGUGGACCUGGCUGUUCUAGUUUUGAUGGCUUUGUCUAUGAACAUGGGCCAUUUAAUUUUGAUGCAGCAAAGCAAGAAGGGGGAUUGCCCACUUUGCAGCUCAAUCCCCACAGUUGGUCUAAGGUAUCAAACAUGAUCUAUUUGGAUUCUCCGGCUGGCGUUGGCUUCUCAUACUCUGUUGACGCAUCCAUCUACGAAACCGGAGACUUGCAGACUGCAUUUGAUACUCACCUUUUUCUCCUCAAGUGGUUCGAACAAUUUCCGGAGUUUGUUGGCAAUGAAUUUUAUAUUGCAGGAGAGUCUUACGCUGGGGUUUAUGUUCCUACUCUUGCUUCUGAUGUUGACAAAGGCAUCAAAAGUGGUGUAAAACCUGUUAUCAAUUUUAAGGGUUACAUGGUUGGAAAUGGAGUAUGUGAUCGUAGUUUUGAUGGGAAUGCUCUUGUCCCAUUCGCACAUGGGAUGGGCCUAAUCUCGGAUAAUUUGUAUAAGUCAGCUGAAGUCACGUGUAAGGGAAAUUACAACAACUACAACAGCAAAGACUGUGAGUUAGCAUUAAGUAAGAUCGAAAAGGCUUUACAUGGUUUAAACAUUUAUGAUAUCCUUGAACCUUGCUACCACAAUCCAAGUGCAAGUAGUCAGUUGCCUGAAAGCUUCAAGCAAUUGGGAAUGUCAAAUAAUAAAUCACUCUCCGUUAGAAAGAGAAUGUUUGGUCGGGCCUGGCCUUAUCGAGCACCGGUUAAAGAUGGACUUAUUCCUUUGUGGCCGCAAUUAAUGGAAAGUGUCCGUGUUCCAUGCAUAGAUGAUAGAGUAGCAACUGUAUGGCUGAAUAACAAGCAGGUUAGGAAGGCAAUUCACGCUGAUCCGGAUAGUGGAGAAUGGAGCCUAUGCACAGGUAACAUACGCUAUUAUCAUAAUGCUGGAAGCAUGAUAAGCUACCACAAAAACUUAACUGCCAGUGGAUACAGGGUACUAAUAUAUAGUGGAGAUCAUGACAUGUGUGUCCCUUUUACUGGAACUCAAGCGUGGACAGAAUCACUUGGAUAUGAAAUAGUCGACGAGUGGAGGCCGUGGACAUCUAAUAGCCAAGUCGCAGGAUAUAUUCAGGGAUAUGCUAAUGACUUCACAUUCCUCACCAUCAAGGGAGCGGGGCAUACUGUUCCUGAAUACAAGCCACAAGAAUCGUUGGAUUUUUAUAGCCGUUGGCUUAAAGGCCAAACAAUAUGA